AAAGCCAAGGCGCUGGGUAGGGCGAGGGGGGGCACGUUUCAGAAUGUUCUUGGAAGCCACAGGAUCCCGGGCGACAAGUGGAUCGUUAAGAGUCAGGAUUCGCCAUACGAUGAGUACGCAUCUGAGUCUGACAGCAAUGAUGAGACGGAAGAGGGGCCGAGGAACGACAAUGAGGCGAAAAGUCUGCCGAACAUGAGCCACCGUUGCUGUUCCUUCCCGCAGCACUGCUCGUUCCUCUUCCCAAUGGAAACCAAGGAUGAUGGCUGGAUUGCUGGUGGUGGCACGACAGAUGCCGGCAAGGGGACGGCGUUUCUUUUAGCUUCCACCUUCUCCUUUUCCUUGCCGGCGCGUCCAUCCAUCGCCGCAACAUUCCCCUUGAAGGCAGUCCGUCAUUGA
This is a messenger RNA of Colletotrichum abscissum, 396 nucleotides long. RefSeq lists its product as uncharacterized. The transcript has 3 exons. The annotation marks the transcript as partial. Lineage: Eukaryota; Fungi; Ascomycota; Sordariomycetes; Glomerellales; Glomerellaceae. The record is from RefSeq and is a predicted model, not a curated record.